AUGGUUUUCGAAGAUUUAAAUGCAAUGGACUAUAAAACGAAGAAUAAGUUCGAUAGAUUCGAUGAAGCGCACAUUCUGCUGGCUUUAAACACUGUUGCUAGAUUUCACGCCUCCUCUAUUGUAUAUGAAGAAAGAAAAAGCAAAAAACUGUCGAAAAAAUACUGUAUAAACGAAGAGUUUGAAAACCAUUUAAAUCAAGGAGGGUACAAUAUAACCGACCAAUGGUUUGUCCAAUGUAUGACAGGGGCGUUACAGGCGAUUAAAAAGUUUUCUAAAUAUGGUAAAGAUAAGAAUUUGAUGGACACAGUAGAAAAUAAAUGGAAAGAAGUAUGGCAUUCAGGUUUAAAACUCAGCGACUUUUCACCAAAGCGUUGUUGCGUUAUCUGUCAUCGAGAUUUGUGGAAUAACAAUAUUCUUUUCCGUUAUAAAGAGCUGUCGGAAAAUAAAAUGGUGCCCGAGGACUGUUUACUCGUGGAUUUUCAGGCAGUUAGAUAUCAAGAACCCGCUGGUGACGUAAUGCUUCUUCUUUACUGUAAUUUAGAGCCCAUUUAUCGCGAGACUCACAUGCAACUUUUUUUAAACUAUUACUAUGAAGAACUUGAAUAUAUUCUGUCCAAACACGAUAUAAAAAUAAGUGAUAUUUUCAGUAAAGACAGUUUUAUAUGUUCCGCGGAAGAACAAAGAUUAUGGGGUUUAAUCGUGAGCGCUUGUUUAACUCCGCAGUUUUGGCUUGAUGAUACCUUGACAACACAAUUUUUUUGCGAUACUGAACAAUUUAACCAAAUACUUUCUAAGGAUAAAGGCGCGUUUAUAAAUAAAAUGAUAGAAGAAAACGAAGAUUAUAAACGUACAGUUUUAUGUAUUUUUGAAGAAAUAGUGGAGAGGUAUUGUUUGAAUUGA
Molecule: messenger RNA, 900 nt
Organism: Parnassius apollo (apollo)
Lineage: Eukaryota; Metazoa; Arthropoda; Insecta; Lepidoptera; Papilionidae
Source: the annotation of a GenBank genome assembly